Messenger RNA from Helobdella robusta, 465 nucleotides. RefSeq lists its product as hypothetical. The coding region runs from base 1 to 465 and encodes 154 amino acids. The transcript is spliced from 4 exons. NCBI's taxonomy places the organism in Eukaryota, Metazoa, Annelida, Clitellata, Rhynchobdellida, Glossiphoniidae. The record is from RefSeq and is a predicted model, not a curated record.
AUGUCUCAUAAGUAUAUCUCAUGUGAUAUGUGCAGUGCACCGUCCUGGCACACUGCUGACAUGAGUGCUGACAGAAAGAAGAAGAAAAUAAUCGCAGAUUAUCACAAGUAUCUGAAAAAUGAAAAAAAAAACUUAUCCGAAUGGUCCAGCAGUUUGAAGAAGAUCUAUGAGUCAGAGGGCCAAACUGCAUUAAACCCCAAAAAGAAAAAGAUGAAGAAGAAAGUCUCUAUGUAUCACAAUGAAAUGAAGGAAUUCAAAAAAAGAAAUGAAGAAAAAUUGAAGAAAAAACAGGCGUUUUUAGAAAAGAAGAAGGAGAUGGAAGAUGCAACGAGGCGUUAUCAAGCCGAUCAGAAACGGAAAAGGAAGUUGCUGUACAAAAAGAAUUACAAAGGCCAGCCAAAAAUGGAGGCUCGCAUGCAGCUGCUUCUGGAAAAAAUUGAAAAAUCGUCAAAAUACACUCCAUAA